AUGGAUCAGGAAGAGAGAACGCCAGAAAAUACAAGCCAUUUGGAAACCGACACGUCUAACGUGGGAAAGCAGGAGGUGCUUCUGAAUGCACCAUUCCCCAGGCGUCUGAUGAAGAAGAAUGAUGAACAUCAGUUCAAGCGCUUUCUUGAGCUCCUAAAGCAGCUGCAUAUCAACAUUCCACUCAUAGAAGCUUUGGAGCAGACGCCAACAUACGUGAAGUUUUUGAAGGACAUUUUGACGAAAAAGAGAAAAGUCAGUAACAAAGAAGUAAUAGCACUAAUGCAGGAAUGCAACGCAUUAAUAAGCAAUAAGCUACCACAGAAGCAGAAGGACUCAAGGAGCUUCACAGUUCCUUGUUCAAUUGGAGGAUUAGAUGUGGGUUAUGCGUUGUGCGACCUAGGAGCAAGCAUCAAUCUCAUGCCCCUUUCAGUUGUUAAGAAAUUAAGGAUUGACGAGGCACAACCUACUUCUGUCACCCUUCAACUCGCUGACAGGACAAUUAAGUACCCGGAAGGGAAUGAUUGA
Benincasa hispida (wax gourd) is the source of this 525-nucleotide messenger RNA. The record is from RefSeq and is a predicted model, not a curated record. Lineage: Eukaryota; Viridiplantae; Streptophyta; Magnoliopsida; Cucurbitales; Cucurbitaceae.